Molecule: messenger RNA, 591 nt
Organism: Rhagoletis zephyria (snowberry fruit fly)
Lineage: Eukaryota; Metazoa; Arthropoda; Insecta; Diptera; Tephritidae
Product: heat shock 70 kDa protein-like
Molecular function (GO): ATP-dependent protein folding chaperone; ATP binding
Source: RefSeq, a predicted model, not a curated record
GUGCAAAAGGCGCUGAGAGAUGCUAAGCUGGAUAAAAGUCAGAUUGACGAAAUUGACGAAGUUGUUCUUGUCGGUGGCUCAACGCGCAUUCCUAAAGUGCAGAAACUGCUUCAAGACUUUUUCAAUGGAAAACGACUGAACAAGUCGGUGAAUCCUGAUGAAGCGGUCGCCUAUGGAGCUGCAAUUCAGGCGGCAAUUCUAGGCGGCGACAAUUCACUGCCCCUGUUGCAGGAUCUUCGACUGACUGACGUGACGCCCUUUUCACUCGGAAUUGAAGUCAAAACUGACGACAUGGCAAUUGUCGUUGACCGCAAUACUACAAUUCCGGUUCAAAAAAAUCAAACAUUUGUGACUCAGUUUGACAACCAGACUGUUGUUGCGUUUAAUGUCUAUGAAGGAGAACAUGCGAAAACUACUAAAAAUAAUUUGUUGGGCCAUUUUAUGAUUCAAGGCGUUCCACCGGCUCCAGCAGGUUAUGAAAUGUUUGAUGUCACUUUUGACAUUGACAAAGAUGGCAUACUUAACGUUGCAGCGGUAAAUAAAAGUACUAAAAAACAAAACAAUAUUACAAUUGUUUUGAACUGGAAAUAA